Messenger RNA from Seminavis robusta, 717 nucleotides. NCBI's taxonomy places the organism in Eukaryota, Bacillariophyta, Bacillariophyceae, Naviculales, Naviculaceae. The record is from the annotation of a GenBank genome assembly.
AUGUCGGGGAGAGCCGCCAAGAGGCAGAGACGGGGUCAACCCAAGGAGGACAAGGAGGAUCCUCCAAUAACCUUUGAGGCCUUUUCUACAACGGAAGAGUUUGUCAAGAGUCAGGGCGCCAAUCUACAGGAUGCGCUCAAUCUAACAGAUGACCAUGCGGCAUUCUUUGCCAAGCUCCAGAUCAAGACGCUUCAGAAGCAGGGCAUGCACCAAAUUGCUAGCUACAAGAAAGCGUGUGACAAGGCUGAUUAUUCUGUGGAAGAAAUGCUAGGUGAUGCCGAGCAACUCAUUGCUCAAAAGAGGGCCGAGUUGGAGGAGUUCACGGCCAAAAAGAUGUCCUUGGGUUCUCUCAGGAGCAGCAUCCAACAGACCAGGGUGAUUCUGGAAAUUGGGGAAACGGUGGCGACAAAUACCAAUACGGCUGUGGCGGAACCUGCCAAUUCUGACGACAACAACAAGCCUCCACUGAUGUUGUUGCUAGAAUUUUCGGUGGGGGAUAAUGCUGCACUUCGACUGGUCAAUUCUUUUUUGGAUCCAUAUUCGUUGUAUCAAUGGGGGCGGGUCGUUGUGGAGGUGGAGUCAGCGAAUGGCACCGAAAACCAGCCAGAGUUGAGCGCCGCUCGUGAGAUUGGAAUGGCCAUCUUCAAUCAUACUGUGCUACCAAAGCCGUUGCUUGGAAACGAAAGAAUGAGUUGUUUCAAGGAAGGCUGUCGCUAA